AUGGUGUCAUCAGAGCACCCGUACGCGAAGGAAUUGAGAAUUGCCUCGCUAGCUGUGAAAAGAGCUUCCGUGCUCACCAAAAGUCUUAGCGACACUUUAGUUGAAACCUCCAAGACUGGCACUCAAAUCAAGGAUGAUAAGUCCCCUGUUACGGUAGGCGAUUAUGCCUCGCAAGCUUUGAUAAAUCAUGCCAUCAAAAUCAACUUUCCGGGUGAUCACAUUGUGGGAGAAGAGGACUCCCUGACAUUGAAGGAUGGGUCAGAGGAGGCCAAUGCACUUAGUAAGAGGAUCUUGGACAUUCUCAGUGAGGCCCAGCAGAGAACCUCAAGGUCAACAGAAGACCUUGGAGAGCUCAAAUUUUUGAAUGAAGUUUACGAAAGCAUCGAUCUUGGUAAUUAUGAGGGAGGAUCUAAGGGUCGUUUUUGGGCUCUUGACCCAAUUGACGGUACCAAGGGUUUCUUGAGAGGCGACCAGUUUGCUGUGUGUCUCGCCCUCAUUGAAGAUGGCAAGGUCGUUCUCGGGGUCAUUGGCUGUCCCAAUUUGCCUGAGUUCAUUUCACUGAAUGAAAACCAAUCAGGUAAAAAAGGAGGUCUUUUUUCAGCUGUAAAAGGUGUUGGCGCUUUUUACACUCCUCUUUUCGAGACGGAAGAUUUCACGCCUCUCAAGGAUCAACAGAUCAUCAAAAUGACCAGUGAAACAUCACCUGCUACAUUGAAGGUCGUUGAGGGUGUUGAGAAGGGCCACUCUUCUCACUCGACGCAAUCUCAAAUCAAGGAUAAGUUGGGCUUCAGUACUACCACUGUAGCUAAGCAGACUAUAAAUCUAGAUUCUCAAGUGAAAUACUGUGUUCUAGCAAAGGGGCAAGCGGAUAUUUAUUUGCGCUUACCUGUCAGUGACACAUACAGAGAAAAAAUAUGGGAUCACGCCGCUGGUAACAUACUACUCUAUGAGAGUGGUGGACAAGUUGGCGACAUAAACGGCGAGCCACUUGACUUUGGGAAAGGUAGACUCUUACAUUCAAAGGGUGUAAUUGCUGCCAAUAAGGCAGUCUUUCCAAAAGUUAUUGAGGCAGUGAAACUGGUUUUGAGCGACAGUAAUUAG
Molecule: messenger RNA, 1101 nt
Organism: Candidozyma auris
Lineage: Eukaryota; Fungi; Ascomycota; Pichiomycetes; Serinales; Metschnikowiaceae
Gene: HAL22
Product: 3'(2'),5'-bisphosphate nucleotidase
Exons: 1
Coding region: 1-1101 (366 amino acids)
Biological process (GO): phosphatidylinositol phosphate biosynthetic process; sulfate assimilation
Molecular function (GO): 3'(2'),5'-bisphosphate nucleotidase activity
Source: RefSeq, a predicted model, not a curated record